Molecule: messenger RNA, 1389 nt
Organism: Lampris incognitus (smalleye Pacific opah)
Lineage: Eukaryota; Metazoa; Chordata; Actinopteri; Lampriformes; Lampridae
Gene: syt11b
Product: synaptotagmin XIb
Exons: 4
Coding region: 1-1389 (462 amino acids)
Biological process (GO): calcium-ion regulated exocytosis; regulation of dopamine secretion; cellular response to calcium ion
Cellular component (GO): membrane; axon; synapse
Molecular function (GO): calcium ion binding; calcium-dependent phospholipid binding; clathrin binding
Source: RefSeq, a predicted model, not a curated record
AUGGCUGAGAUCACCGAACUGCGAGCGGCGCACGCCAUGUCACCAGUUCUGGCUGGUUUCAUUGGAGCGGGGAUUCUGGUUCUGGUCGUGGUGGUUUUGGUUUUGCUCUGGUCACUCUGCCAGCGCCGCUACCUGCGGGCUUCAGGCCGCUACAAGCUCCAUGGCGAGCGGUUCUGUGACCCGGCUGAGGAUCCGCCCUACAAGUUUAUCCACAUGCUGAAAGGAAUCAGCAUCUACCCGGAGUCUCUGAGCAGCAAGAGGAUCGUCCGCGGGAUCCGCCGGGCAGGCCGGCAGGGGCCCUGCGCCACAGGGGGGAGGGGCCGGGUGAUGGUGGACGCCGAAAACAACAUUCUGGACGUUCCGGGUCAGCUGCAAAUGAGUCAGCUGGUCCCACCCAACGGGCCAGGGCCAGGGCCAGUCCAGGACCAAGCCCGGCUCGAGAGGGCUCUCCCGGUCAGGGCCGACUACUGCUGUGUGGAGAGCAGCUCGGCCAGCAGCAGUGAGAGCAGCAGCAAGACAGCGUCACCUUUCACCCCGGCCUCCUCCGACCCUGAGCCCGAGCCGGGCCUCGGCUCUAUAAGCCUGGCUGUGGAUUACAACUUCCCCAAGAAAGCGCUCGUGGUCACCAUUGUGGGCGCGCACGCCCUCCCGGCGAUGGAUGAGCAGGCGGGGAGCUCCGACCCCUACGUGAAGAUGACCAUCCUCCCCGAAAAGAAGCACCGCGUGAAGACCCGCGUGCUGAGGAAGACCUUGGAGCCGCUCUUUGAUGAGACCUUCACUUUCUAUGGCGUGGCCUACAGCUCGCUGCCCGAACUCACGCUCCACUUCCUUGUCCUCAGCUUUGAUCGCUUUGCCCGUGAUGACGUCAUCGGAGAAUCGGUGGUUCCCCUAAAAGGCGUGGACCCCAGCACUGGGCGGGUCCAUCUCACCCAGCAGAUUACCAAGAGGAACAUGCAGUGUGAAAGCCGGGGGGAGCUCCUGGUGUCUCUGUCCUAUCAGCCGGUCUCUCAUCGUCUCAGCGUGGUCGUCCUCAAGGCCCGUCACCUGCCAAAGAUGGACAUCACAGGCCUGUCUGCUAACCCCUACGUGAAGGUCAACGUGUUCUACGGUCGGAAGCGCAUCGCCAAAAAGAAGACGCACGUGAAGAAGUGCACACUCAAUCCCGUCUUUAACGAGUCCUUCAUCUAUGACGUCCCUCCCGAGCUCCUCCCGGAGAUUUCUGUAGAGUUCCUGGUGGUGGACUUCGACCGAACCACCAAGAACGAGGUUCUGGGUCGCCUGGCACUCGGCCUGCACAGCCCCUGUCCCUCUGGCGCCUCCCACUGGAGGGAAGUCUGCGAGAACCCCCGCCGGCAGAUCUCCAAAUGGCACAACCUAAGCGAGUACUAG